AUGGCACCAACCUCAGCGACUUCUAUAUCGUUUUUUGAAAUGAGCCGCGCGGCGCUUAGCUCCCUCGGGCUGUUUAAUUUUCUCGUCGGCCUUGCCAUUGCCGGCGUUAUCAAGAGCCUCCCGUUUGUCCUGCUUGUGCCCGUCGUGGUCUCGGCUAUGUGUGCGCUGGGCAACGGGCUAAGCUACUACGUCUACUAUGUCGAUAGCCCGGCCGUAAACAAGGGCGUUGCCUGCGCGUUUACAGAUACCUUCUGGACAAUACAAGAAGUCGGGCUCCCCUUCUACGGCUACGCAAUUUUGAUCUACACGCUGCGUGGCGGCAAGCGCAUCAUCUUUAUCGCCCUUUACUGGGUCUUUAUAUUUGUUGCCAUUGCCGUCCGCAGUACCGUUAUCGUGUUUAACGUGCUCGUUAUGACCAACAACAUAUCGCUCAGGCACCAUGCGGCCAUCACCUCCCGCUUGCACAUUGGGUACUUUGUGCCUAUCGCUAUAACCGAAUGUCUUAGCGCCGUGUUUCUUCUGGGCCAGUUCCGCGCAGGCCUUCGCGAAUCUGCAUCGUCGCCAUUAGGCCCGUCAAAGCUAUACCCAUACCUUAUGCGCAGCACGGAGAUCCGCGUUUCCAUGCUCGCGCUUAUCGGGGUCUCGCGCGCUAUAACGUUCUCGUUUCACACGAUAGGGCAGGAGGAAGGGGUAGCCGACCAGCUUGAUAUAUUUGUGUAUAUGUUGCAGAGUUUUUUCCCUAUUAUUCUAUAUGUUGAUAUUCUUGCCUCACGCCUCGUAUUUUCCAACGAGUGUAGCACGAGAGGUAAUAACCUUGGCACGGCAGUAAUCGAGAAUUGCGAACUACCAAGUCCAGCGUGCAACAAGUCUAGCGCGGCAGAGGCGAGCGGAGAACAACGCAAGUCCGCUGUAACGGUUCAAGCGAGUAUAUUAACAACUGGCUAG
Pochonia chlamydosporia 170 is the source of this 945-nucleotide messenger RNA. RefSeq lists its product as hypothetical. Lineage: Eukaryota; Fungi; Ascomycota; Sordariomycetes; Hypocreales; Clavicipitaceae. The record is from RefSeq and is a predicted model, not a curated record. The coding region runs from base 1 to 945 and encodes 314 amino acids. The transcript is spliced from 3 exons.